Messenger RNA from Sporothrix brasiliensis 5110, 303 nucleotides. RefSeq lists its product as uncharacterized. The record is from RefSeq and is a predicted model, not a curated record. NCBI's taxonomy places the organism in Eukaryota, Fungi, Ascomycota, Sordariomycetes, Ophiostomatales, Ophiostomataceae. The transcript has 2 exons. The coding region runs from base 1 to 303 and encodes 100 amino acids.
AUGCCUAUCCAAGCCAUGGUUGAAAAGACAUACGGAAAGCACGGAGGGACGCUGCACGAUGCAAAGACCAGCUACGGACAGACCAAGACCCGCUAUUCCGGCUCGUGGCUAUGGCCAUGUCCGAUAGAGAUCGCGGCCACUCGUCUGGCCGUUGGCUUGCCGCCGUGGACCCGUUCCGAGGAGGUGCAGGCGGCUGCGAGCAGAGCACCUCCAACCGGCUUCCUGCAUCUGGUCAUGAUUGUCAACUCAGGCAGCAGAACAUGCAUGAAUGUGCUGGAGCCGGGCGCGUACGCCGUCGGCUAA